This is a messenger RNA of Branchiostoma belcheri (Belcher's lancelet), 714 nucleotides long. RefSeq names its product sorting nexin-32-like. NCBI's taxonomy places the organism in Eukaryota, Metazoa, Chordata, Leptocardii, Amphioxiformes, Branchiostomatidae. Bases 1 to 714 code for a protein of 237 amino acids. The record is from RefSeq and is a predicted model, not a curated record. The transcript is spliced from 8 exons. Gene Ontology annotation, molecular function: phosphatidylinositol binding.
AUGGUAUCGUCCGAUGCGCAGUACGGCCCUAACCCGGUCGGUCACUGCGCAGGAAGGGGAGUAUCAGACGUAGCUCCGACCGACACCAGCAAAAUGGACAAUGCUACAGAAGAAACGAACACCAACGGCACAGCUGAUGUCUCGGACUCUCCUGAAGCCGACCAGAACACGCCGGAACCCAGCGGCCCGGCGGAGCCAACGGAACCCCCCAAACCCUUCCAACCGACCUUCACGGUCAAGGUCACAGACGCAGCCAAGGACGGAGACGUGGUGAAGUACUCCCUCAAGACAGCAAAAAAGUCAGGUGGAGAGGAGUACAAGGUGGUGAGACAGUACGAGGAUUUUGAGUGGCUGGAGCACUGCCUCGUCACGCAGAACGACAUCGGAGGGAUCAUCGUCCCUCCACUGCCUCCUAAACCCUCGACAACUGCUCAGAGUGCCGAGGCCAGGUCAAAAAAGCAGCUGGGCAACAAGAAAAGACACGGAUCAGACGAUGAUGAAGGGAAUGACAUUAAGCUGGUGGUCGGGGAUGAGUUUGAGAAGGACUGCAGAAGUCUGGAGAAGUACUUACAGCUGGUAGUGACCCACCCAACCCUAGGCCAGGAUGAGGCCAUUACUAAGUUCCUGACAGUCAGAGAGCUUGGUGCCUGCCAAAAGCAGUCUCACGAGACGCAGCUCGUCUUCAUUACAUCCUGCCUGGUCCAGUACAUCUAG